Sinocyclocheilus grahami is the source of this 2046-nucleotide messenger RNA. Its product is annotated as taste receptor type 1 member 1-like. The record is from RefSeq and is a predicted model, not a curated record. Gene Ontology annotation, cellular component: plasma membrane. The coding region runs from base 1 to 2046 and encodes 681 amino acids. Gene Ontology annotation, biological process: G protein-coupled receptor signaling pathway. NCBI's taxonomy places the organism in Eukaryota, Metazoa, Chordata, Actinopteri, Cypriniformes, Cyprinidae. The transcript has 8 exons. Gene Ontology annotation, molecular function: G protein-coupled receptor activity.
AUGGGGGAGGAGCAGCGUGAUUGUGUAACCCUACUGGCUGACAGGCCCCUGCUAAUCAGUGGGCAAAAAUGGCUGACCGAGAGGGCCCAUGAAGCCUCCAACUGGAGAUCAAGACUCAGGACGACGGACGUGUGGGUCCGCCCCGACGGCCGACGGGAGCUCAAUACUCACGGCAUUGAACGGGUGAGCCUCGCCGACCGUAGGAUGGAAAAUGUAAAGUUGUCUGGCCAGGAGGCUCUCGCCAACAUCCGACGGGAGCUCAAUACUCACGGCAUCGAACGGAAAUGCCAGCCACUCUGGUUCUUCCUUGUAAAUGACUCUCCUGGCCACCAGGUGGUGCUAUCCUCUGCCUUUAUUAAUUGUUUCUUUUUCAAUGUGUUUUGCUUAGAAUCUGACUUCAGCUUGAAGGGAGAUUACUUAUUGGGUGGCCUUUUUGCUUUACACGAAGUUCAACAUGCAACUCCUUUGUCCUCCCCAGAAGCCAUUCAAUGUUUAAGAUACACUUUCUCAAAAUCUGGCUAUCAGAUGUUGCAAGUGAUGAGGUUUGCUAUUGAGGAGAUUAAUAACUCCACAACUCUUCUGCCCAACGUUUCUCUGGGAUAUGAGAUUUUUGACCACUGUACUGACUCCAAAAAUUUCCAUUCAGUCUUCAGUUUUAUCUCGAAUAAUGGCUUAAUAAAAUCUAAAGAAAAACUCAACAACUAUCAGCCUAAAGUGAUUGCCUUAACAGGGCCAUAUGGAAGCACAAGCACUAUUGCCAUUGCACCAUUAAUAACAAUGGAUGUUAUACCAUUGGUGAAUUAUGGAGCUUCUAGCUAUGCAUUAAGCAAUAAACGUAUGUAUCCUUCCUUUAUAAGAACAAUCAUUCACCUAACAUUGAUUAAUUGUAAUAGCACAUUUUCCCAUUCCAUUAAGGUUCCAUUCUCAAACUGCUCUGUGGAUAAAUUCACUAUCAACAACUCUCGCUUGCCAUGGCAUAACAAUGGUCCUGUUCCAUUCUCAAACUGUUCUGUGGAGUGCAAAGAGGGAUUUUCGAGGGAACCUAAUGGAUAUCAUAGUUGCUGUUUUCUGUGUAAAAAGUGUCCACAUAACAGCUAUGUGAAUUAUUCUUGGGACCCCUAUACCUGUUCUCCGUGUGCAGAGAGCGAAUGGUCUGAUGAGGGCAGUACGACAUGUAAGAACCGUUCUGUUGUCUAUCUUGAGGUCACAGAAAUCCUCUCCAUCAUUGUCAUGGCUUCUGCCACAUGCCUAAUAAUUCUCCUUAUUGCCAUAUUUUGCCUUUUUGCUCAUAAUUACAACACACCAGUGGUAAAGUCUGCUGGUGGCAGCAUGUGUUUCCUCAUGUUGGCGUGUUUGAUAAUGUCUACAAUAAGUGUGUUCUUUUUCUUUGGAAAACCCUCAUCUGUAUUCUGCAUCCUGAGAAAUGUUGCAUUUGCAUUUUUCUUCACUAUUUUUCUCUCCUGUAUGGCUGUCCGUUCCUUUCAAAUUGUUUGUGUCUUCAAAAUAGCUGCCAAGUUCCCUAACAUUCACAGCAUUUGGGUAAAGCACAACGGACAGUGGCUCUUUGUUGGAUUUUUUUCUGUCAUUCAUUUAAUUUCUUGUAUACUAUGGAUGACUGUCUCAACUCCCAAACCCUCCAGGGACUCAUCAACUUUUAAAGACCUGACUAUACUCAGCUGUGAAAUGGGGAACACUGCAACUGUUAGCGUAGUUGUGUUUAUAGUUUGGUUUCUUGGAUUCCUGUGUCUCUUAUUUUCUUACAUGGGAAGAGAUCUGCCAAAAAAUUACAAUGAGGCCAAAUCAAUAACUUUCAGUCUCAUUUUGUACAAUAUGAGCUGGAUUGUUUAUUUCACAACAUUCCUCAUUCUCAAAUCCAAAUACAUCCAGCUUGUUAAUGCGAUGACACAGCUUUCUAGUAUAUAUGGAAUUCUCUUCAGUUACUUCAUACCGAAAUCUUACAUUAUAAUAUUCCAGCCGCAAAAGAACACUGCUGCAUAUUUUCAAACAUCUAUUCAGAAUUACACCCAAACUAUUAGUAGGACUUAG